Durio zibethinus is the source of this 1144-nucleotide messenger RNA. RefSeq lists its product as uncharacterized. NCBI's taxonomy places the organism in Eukaryota, Viridiplantae, Streptophyta, Magnoliopsida, Malvales, Malvaceae. The record is from RefSeq and is a predicted model, not a curated record.
GAAUCAAUGUUUUAUUCGACUUUUUAUUGUCUGUUUUUUUUUUUGGGAGGUUUUCUUAGAUGCCCAAUAAUUUAUGUUAUUUACACAAUUAUCCCAGUUCUCAUCUGGUGGUUGUGGCUUCUGUUCAUUUGAGAAAAUCCUGAGCCAAGAAUUAAUGAAUGGUUUAAUUUCGCAUAUGGGUUCAAAAAAGUUUCAAAAAUUUAAAAAAGGGAAACGAAUUAAAAAAAAAAGAGUGAAGCCAUGGCCUCUUUUCUCAGCCCAUCUGCAGCAAUUUCUCUGCAACACAAGUUAAAUCGUACAAGUUUCAGUGCUAUAUCUCCAAAUACGCCAUCCAAAAUUUCCCAUACUAUUUUGGGAAAUGGGAGAUGUCAGGGGUUAUAUUUCAAGACCAAAGCUAAGGGUUCUGUUGAAGGAAGUUUACUUGAGAAAGAAUCAGAUACUGCUAGUAUCGAUGAGAAGAUAGAUUAUGGAGUUAUUGGUGUUCACCAUGUUGGAAUUCUGUGUGAAAACCUUGAAAGAUCGCUUGAAUUUUAUCAGAAUAUUUUAGGUCUUGAAAUAAAUGAGGCAAGGCCACACGAUAAGCUUCCAUAUAGAGGUGCUUGGUUGUGGGUGGGUUCUGAGAUGAUUCAUUUGAUGGAACUUCCAAAUCCAGACCCCUUUACUGGAAGACCUGAACAUGGGGGCCGAGACCGUCAUGCUUGUAUUGCAAUUCGGGAUGUAUCUAAGCUGCAAGCAAUCCUCGACAAAGCUGGUAUUCCCUACACACUUAGCCGAUCUGGGAGGCCAGCAAUCUUUACACGAGAUCCAGAUGCAAAUGCACUAGAAUUCACGCAAGUUGAGGCCUGAGAUGUUUUAGCAUUCGAAGCCUGGAUUUCUAGAAAAUAUCCCUGUUCCUUUUUUCUCUCAGGACAAAAAACAUGUACAUAAUAAUUGAUAUUGCCAAGUUUUCCCGCUAUGCCAUUGGCAUGGCAACUUGCUAUAGAUGAACAAGGAUGUAAUACUUAAAUCCCAAAUCAGCUUGCUUGAAUUUCCCAGUGGAAUUUUGGGAUGAUGAUCAAAAUCUCUAGUCAGAAAGGCUCUUUCUUUCUGGCUUUUUGUAAACUGUCACCUAAUUAUCCCAUGCUAUUAACAAAGUUACGUUUGU